ACUCCCACACUUUUCUUUCUUCCUUUCAUUUCAUAAUUCAAUCAUUCAUUCAUUUUCUUCCUUCUCCCAUAUUUGACUUGAGGCAAAAGAAACCCUAAGCCAAAAAAAGGGAAAGGAGGAAUACCAAUCUCCAUAAUCAUAUAACCAAUUAUAUGGGGAAGCCGGCGGGUAAAAAGAAAGAUCAUGAGAUUCCCGCUCCCACGACGAGGGCGAACGGUCACCACCAGCCGACAAAAUCAUGGGAGGAGAAACGAGGGGCGGCGGCGGCGGCUGCGUCGUCGUCGGCGGCGACGUCGAAGGUGCUGGACGAGGACACGGCGAUGUUCAUAAACAUGUCGCAUGAGCUUCGAGAGGAAGGGAACCGGUUGUUUCAAAGGAAGGACCACGAGGGAGCGAUGUUGAAGUACGAAAAGGCUCUGAAGCUUCUGCCGCGGAACCACAUCGACAUGGCGCACCUCCACACCAGCAUGGCCAUCUGCUACAUGCAGCUGGGACUGGGCGAGUACCCGCGCGCCAUCAGCGAGUGCAACAUGGCGCUGCAGGUGUCGCCGCGCUACACCAAGGCGCUGCUGAAGCGGGCCAAGUGCUACGAGGCGCUGAACCGCUUGGACCUGGCGAUGCGGGACGUGCGCGUGGUUCUGAAUUUGGAGCCCAAUAAUUCGACGGCGCUGGAGGUUUUGGAUAGCUUGAGGGAGACGAUGGAGGAGAAGGGGAUUGUGCUUGAUGAGACGGAGAUAGCCCUCGCGGCGCUUCAGCAGCAUCCGGAGCCGCCGUCUGCGCGGCUGAGGAAGGUGGUGAGGGAGAAGAUCAAGAAGAAUAAGAAGGAAAACAAGGGGGAGGAUGAGGGGAAGGCGAAGAAGAUUAUCGUUGAAGAGAAGGUUAAGGCUGAUAAUGUUAGGAAAAAGGACAAAGAGAAAUCGGGGAAAGUGGAGAAGGGAAAAUUGGGCAAGGAAGAUAAAGGGAAAUUGGCGAAGGAAGACAAAGGGAAACUGGGGAAAGAAGAGAAAGAGAAUUUGGGGAAGGAAGAAAAAGAGAAAUUGGGGAAAGAAGAAAAAGGGGUUGUUACUAGGACUGUGAAGUUGAUAUAUGGAGAGGAUAUUAGAUGGGCGCAAUUGCCUGUGAAUUGUGGAAUUAGGUUGGUGAGGGAUGUGAUAAGGGAUAAGUUUCCGGGGUUGAAGGGUGUUCUUGUGAAGUAUAAGGACAGGGAGGGUGAUUUGGUUACUAUAACUAAUACUUCUGAAUUGAGGCUGGCUGAAACUUGUCAUGUUCUUGGGUCGAUUCGGCUUUAUGUGACCAAGGUUGAGCCGGAAGAGGAGCCAUUUUAUGAUGAUGGGGUUGUGGCGGAUGGUGAAAAGGUGAAGGCGGUUGAGAAUGGGAAUGGAGGUGUGGGGAAGGGGAGGAGUAGUACUGUGGAGGAUUGGCUUGUGCAGUUUGCUAGGUUGUUUAAGAAUCAUGUUGGAUUUGAUUCAGAUGCGUAUUUGGAUAUUCAUGGGAUUGGGAUGAAGUUGUAUUCGGAGGCCAUGGAGGAUGCAGUGACAAGUGAGGCUGCUCAGGAACUGUUUGAGAUUGCUGCAGAUAGGUUUCAGGAGAUGGCGGCUUUAGCUUUGUUCAAUUGGGGGAGUGUGCAUAUGUCAAGGGCUAGGAAGAGGGUGAGUCUUACGGAGGAUGGAUCGAGGGAUUCUUCGUUUGAGUGUAUUCAAGCUGCUUAUGAAUGGGCUCAGAAGGAGUAUAUGAAAGCAGAGAAGAGAUUUGGAGAGGCUGUUAGGAUCAAACCAGAUUUUUAUGAAGGGCUUCUUGCUCUAGGGCAUCAGCAAUUUGAGCAAGCAAGGCUGUGCUGGUGUUAUUUGACUGCAACCGAGAAGGAUUUAGAAGUCAGCCAUUCGGAUGAGGUUGUGGAGCUCUUUAACAAGGCUGAGGACAAUAUGGAGAAAGGCAUGAUGAUGUGGGAGGAGAUGGAGGAGCGGCGAUUGAAUGGACUGUCCAAAACGGAUAAGUUUAAAGAGCAGCUAGAGAAAAUGGGGUUGCAUGGUCUUUUCAGGGAUGUUUCUGCUGAUGAAGCUGAUGAACAGGCUGCAAGGAUGAGGUUGCAAAUAUAUCUUUUAUGGGGCACUUUGUUGUAUGAGCGUUCUGUUGUGGAGUAUAAGCUAGGCCUGCCAACAUGGGAAGAAUGUGUAGAGGUUGCAGUUGAAAAAUUUGAACUGGCUGGAGCUUCAACAACUGAUAUUGGGGUCAUGAUAAAGAAUCAUUGUUCUAAUGAAACGGCAAUGGAAGGGUUCAAAAUUGAUGAGAUAGUGCAAGCUUGGAAUGAGAUGUAUGAUGGUUGGCAGUUUGAUGUUCCAUCAUUUCGACUUGAACCACUGUUCCGUCGGCGGGUUCCAAAACUCCAUUACAUCCUGGAGCAAUUUUGAGUUCUCUUCUUGUGUUUGUUAUUCUUUAUAGAGGCAAUAUUAUUGCUUCUAUUUUCUUUACAAGUUUUUGAAGGGCUUCUUCUUUCCAUUCUAAGACAGGUAUUCUUUCUUCACACUGUUGACUUGUUGAUUGGUGCUACGAUUGUAUUAUUCUUUUGCAUUGCAGUUUUGUACAAGGUUGAGAUGUUUAGGCUAGGAAAAGCCUAGUCAUAUAUGAUUUGUCAUCUUUUAGAGGGGAUGUGUGGUGAGUGUAUCAUUCUUUACUGUUGUGAUAUAUCAAUAUAUGAUUGCAUUUGUUUGUUUUAGUGAGAGAUUUGAUUUGAUUAA
This is a messenger RNA of Vigna angularis (adzuki bean), 2735 nucleotides long. RefSeq names its product protein PHOX1. NCBI's taxonomy places the organism in Eukaryota, Viridiplantae, Streptophyta, Magnoliopsida, Fabales, Fabaceae. The transcript is spliced from 4 exons. The record is from RefSeq and is a predicted model, not a curated record. Bases 153 to 2408 code for a protein of 751 amino acids. Gene Ontology annotation, molecular function: protein binding.